AUGGAAUCUUAGUUAAGCUUCAUUUGUAUUCGAUAGCAUACUUUUUUUGAUUAGAAAUAUGUUCUUUAGUUGCUUCCAACUAAGAUUACUCUAAGUUAGGUAUGCAUCAAAUAUUAUCACAGAUUGGAAAGGAUCCGAAAUACAUCAUUGAAUUAGAUUUACAUUACACCAUUUCAUGGCAGUUAAAUCAAAUGAAAUAACUAACAAGCUUUAGCAUUAUAUGGAACAACAUGGAGAAAUAAUUCCAAUCAUCUCAUGAAGACCUUUUAAAAUUGCGAUAAACUAUAAGAAAUAGAAUUAUGUAUUCCUCAGUUAGUUAGCUUUACAAACCUAUGCAUUAAUUAGGUGAAGGAAAUUUUGAUGAAGUAAUUCAUAAUCAACAUUUAGGUAUAUUUAUGUAUUGACAGGAUAAAUGGCAGUUCAUACGAAAUAAAAUGUCUUGCCAAAAACUAAUUUGAAGAUUCUAUUGUACAUAUUGCAUAUAAAAUUAGACACGAAUUCAUAAUGAGAUUUCUUGCUUAAUAAAUAUUCGAUCUGAUUAUGUGUAAAAUCUACAUGAAGUUUAUAACGGAGAGAAUACUGUAUAUUUAAUUUAAGAAUAUCUGGAAGGAGCAAACUUGUAUGAAUUAAUUAUGAAUGUCGCUUUGGAUAAAACUUAAAUAUUAAUUAUUAUGAAAGUAAUAUAAAUUAUCAAUAUUAUAGCAACUAAUUACUGCUGUUAGAGAUAUCCAUUCCAGUAAUAUAAUGCAUAGAGAUAUUAAACCUACAAAUAUCGUAUUCAAAAAUAAAGAUUCCUUAGAAGGACUAAAAUUAACCGAAUUUGAUUUAGCAGUGCCUAUUAAUCCUUCAUAAGAUUUAAGAGUUUGUGGAACUCCUGGUUAUGCAGCACCCGAAAAAUUCAAAGACUGCUAUAAUGAAAAGGUGGAUCUUUUCAGUGUUGGAUGUAUUUUCUUUAAAUUGUAAAAUUAAUGGUUUUAUUAUUCUUAAUAGGGUUACAACCCGUGAUUUAUUUCCAGGAAAAACAUCCAACGAGAUCUUAAGGUUAAAUAAAAUCUGCAACAUUGACUUAAAGAUACUUCAAUUAUAUAAGCUAACUCCAGAAGAAAUCGAUCUUUUGUAAAAUCUGCUUGAAAUUGAUCCAGAAAAAAGAAUAAGUGCAGAAUCAGCUUUAUCUCAUUCUUAUUUUUAAAGCGACAUUACUCAUAAUGAUGAAUAGUAAUUAGCUAAGAAAAAGUCAAUAUAAGGUCCUACACCUGGAGAGAGAAACAAUAAUCCUCUUUAAAAAGAAAUCAACGAAAUUGAAAAGUAUCCAGAUGAAUUGUAAGUAGAUCAUGAGUCUCCUCACAUUAGUGCUAUUCCCAAUUUCAAAGUAUUGAAAAAGGAUUCGCAAAUUCAAACACAUCAAGUAAUACGAAAAAGCUCAAAGUUAAAAAAAAGUGAGACUCAAGAAUAUGCUCAAUUAAAUUUCAACAAGUCUAGAUUUUAGGCUAGAAAUUCUGUUCAAUAAACAAUUGUUUGA
Molecule: messenger RNA, 1519 nt
Organism: Paramecium octaurelia
Lineage: Eukaryota; Ciliophora; Oligohymenophorea; Peniculida; Parameciidae
Source: the annotation of a GenBank genome assembly